Oncorhynchus tshawytscha (Chinook salmon) is the source of this 5060-nucleotide messenger RNA. Its product is annotated as centrosomal protein of 85 kDa-like. Gene Ontology annotation, cellular component: centrosome. The record is from RefSeq and is a predicted model, not a curated record. The transcript is spliced from 13 exons. The coding region runs from base 293 to 2629 and encodes 778 amino acids. NCBI's taxonomy places the organism in Eukaryota, Metazoa, Chordata, Actinopteri, Salmoniformes, Salmonidae.
AGCUGUGGCACGCAUUCAGUGAGAUCACAUCCUCCCAUGCAUUGCUGUUGCCAUCGAUUUAAUAGUAGUUAGUUCUUCAGUCAACUUUACCCAGAUUUUCGAUUUAUGGAGCUCGUUUUGGGCAGAAGACAUGUUAUAAAUAACCGUUAAAUUUCAGUUUUAAAGCUAUGAAUGUCCUUUCGCGCAAUGUAAUCAUGGCAAGUUCUUGAGGAAUUCUCUCCACCUUUUGUUUGAUCACGUUUUGCUCUACCCUCGGAGUUUCACUGCGAACGGGCGCAUACAAUCAGUCAUCAUGUGGGGGAGAAACGAAUUUGAGGAUGGAUUUGAUACUUUUAAAACAGGUUCCAGCACCAGCUCUCCUGGAUGGGUCCCGGGGUGUGAGUCGCCAUGGCAGGGUACCUCCUCGGCCCCCGGUAACAGUAACCGAGGACGACGCCACAGCACGGCCUCCGACAGUGGUGACACGGGCAUCGGCACGUCCUGCUCCGACAGUGCGGAAGACCAGUCUGGCUCCAGCACCACACUGUCCUUCCAGCCACUGCGCUCCCAGGGUGCCCUCCCCACGGCCCACGUCAUGCCCUCGCCCUCUUCCGGCUCCAAGCUCAGCACGGUACUCUCCCCUGGGGGCAGCCCCUGGUCCUCCUGCCAGCUGCCCUCGCCCCUCAACAGCCCCCUGGACAUGAAGGACCCCCGGCCCGUCAGCCCCUGGUCCUCCUGCCAGCUGCCCUCGCCCCUCGACAGCCCCCUGGACAUGAAGGACCCCCGGCCCGUCCGACGCUGGUCCUCCCUCACCCGCCUCAGCGUCCAGGAGAAGUCCAGCCCCGUGGGACGGGCAGCAUACCGCCCUGACCCCCACGGCUCCCUGGACAGAGGGGUGCUCUACGGUUACAGGCAGGACCCUCUGCACCCCACAGAACCCUACCUAUCCCAAGGGUUCCACCUGCGCUCCCCAGGGGCUGAGGCCCGGUACAAAUACCCCCUAAGUACUAAGACAGACUCUCACUCGGCCUGCUCAUCUCCGCUCAAACCCAACACCUUAGACCUGACCUACAGUGCCUUACCGGAGACCAAGCACCCUGGCAUCGGGCUGACGGUACCCAGCCAGCGGAGCCUGCCACUGGGCCACCAGGCAGUAGGAGGGUCCCCCAUCCAGCCGGCGGUGAGGACCCAGAUGUGGCUGAGUGAGCAGAUGGAGUACCGGCCUCCCGGACCUGGGACAGAGCUAUGUGGGGGCUUGUCGGCCUGGCAACAGGAGCAGCAGCAGAGAGAGAGGUUGCGUCAGGAGGCCGAGCUCAACCAGAAGCUGGGCGGAGCCUCCCUUCCUGUGAACACUCUGGUGAAGAUCAAAGAGGGCCUGCUGCGACAGAGAGAGCUGGAGAUUGACAGACAAAAGCAGCAGAUCCUACAGCUCCAUGCCCGGAUCAGGGACAAUGAGCUGAGAGCACAACAGGUCCUCCAGAGCCAGAAGGGGCGCUGUGACGACCCCUAUCUACUUAACGCUAAGGAGUCUCCAUAUGACAGUCCUGUAGCACAGCCCCACCCCCAGCUGCAGGUCCCAGAUAGGGUGAGUCCUCUGUGCUGUGACAACGGGGCGCUGGGCCAUAAGCUGGCCGCUGCAGAGCUGGAGGUCAUCCACCUCAACGAGUUCCUCAAACAGAACACCCAGAAAUACACAGAGGACAUCAAGAAGCUGGAGGAGAAGAUGAAGACGCGCGACCGCUACAUCAGCAGCCUGAAGAAGAAGUGUCUGAGGGAGAGUGAGCAGAACAAGGAAAAGCAGCAGAGGAUAGAGACCCUGGAGAAGUACCUAGCUGACCUGCCCUCCCUCGAUGAGGUCCAGACCCAAGCCCAGCAGCUGGAGGAUGGUCAGGGGAAGGCACAGGGUCUGCAGGACACAGUGGCUUGUCUGGAGAAGAGUCUGGAGGAGGGCUGCGCCGUGCUGCAGGCGAAGGAGGACCUGAUUGAGACCCAGUGCAAGCGGGAGAAGGAGCUGGUGGCUGCUGUACAGAGCCUGCAGGAGAAGGUGGAGCAGUGUCUUGAGGACGGGGUCCGGCUCCCCAUGCUGGACCUGAAGGAGCUGGAGGUAGAGAACGCACGGUUACAGGAGCAGCAAGCCACCACCACCGAGCUGAUAGACAAUCAGAAGAACCAGAUUGAAAAACUUACCCUUGAGCUGACGGCUGUAGAGCAGAGGCUGCAGAAGGAGCGAUGUCUCUCCCAAGAGCUCCAGCAACAGCUGCAGGGCGAGGACCUGGCUUCACUCGCUGACACCCUCCAUCAGAACCAAAGGCAGGUGGAGGAUGGCGUGGUGAUUCAGCAGGGCUGCGGGGGCCAGGAGCCAGAGGCAGGGCCCCUGCUGAAGGAGAUGUCCUUUUGUCUGCUUGACCUCAAGGCCCUCUGUAGUAUCCUUACCCAGAGGGCCCAGGGCAAGGAACCCAACCUGGCACUUCUACUGGGCAUCAAAUCGAUGAGCAUGUCAGGGGAGGAGAAGGACAACUCUCUGGUGGAGGACAGCUUGCGGGCCAAGCUGCUGGAGGUAGGCCAGCUUAGGAAGGACAUUGAGGACCUGCGCACCGCCAUCUCUGACCGCUACGCACAGGACAUGGGCGAAAACUGUGUGACGCAAUGACACACCCGCCAUGAGGGGGCACUGAUGCCCAGCGACGGCGUGCCCGCUCAUCAAGGCUUCUGUGUCACAGCCAGUGAGGGUAGGAAAACAUCCUGAUUGGAGGAAAACCAGGAAGAACAGUGUUAAAAAUGGAAUAAGAAACUAGGUACUGUCAAUGCUGUAUUUUAUUUCUAUCCAGUUGUACGUGAUGGAGGUAUCUAGCUCCAGCUUUCUGAAUGUAGGAUCAAGCUGUGAAUCAAGUUUACAAGGAAGUCUUAAAAUAGGAUGUUUUGAUUUUUCAAAUGUCAAUUGCGCUUCCUGUGUAAUAGAAUGAAUUCCUGCAUGAUCAUGUACAUAUUGCUUCAUGCAGAGACUUAUACCUGAAGGCCCUGCCCUCACAGAGGGAGUAUGUGUUUGGCCCCUCCCACACAAUCUCACCGGCCAGUAGGAAACUGACUCACUGCUGCUCUGUCAUGUGCCUCUGUGUGUGACAGCUUCUCCACGAAUCAGCUGUCCUCUUCCUAAGUUGUCUCCAAUGGCAACCCAUAGUGCUCCUCUCACAUCGCCCCGUGUGUUAUCCAAAGACAAACUCCCCAAACUCUCAGCAGCUGCCCAUAGUAGAGACUGCCUAGUGGCACUUCUUCCCUUGGCUCCACAACAUGCCACACAAACUGGCCAACCAAGAGGCUGCUUCUGUUCCUUUUCAGCAUUUCCGGUUCCUUGUUAUGGGUGUUUCUUCUGUGUGCAAGUAGUUCGCUAUUUGGGAUAUGAAUGGUGUUAUUUGGAUAGAUAUUUUUAAUGAAAAAGCAUGGCAAUAACCCCUUUCAUAUUAUUUGCUGUUGUGUUGAACAUAAUAGCAUCAGGUAAUAUUCAGGUGUUUUUCUAACAAUUAAAUUCAGGAAUUGUUUUUACAAGUUCAGAUUGACUAGUAAGAUCAGGGCUUAAUACUGCCCCAUUAUUUAAAUGCAUUUACAUAGGCAGCACAAUUCCGAUCAUUUUUCCACUAAUUGGUGAGCCGAUUAGUCAAAAGAUUAAUUAUUGGAAAAAAAAUUGGGCUGCUUGUGUAAACACAGCCAUAGAUACCAUUUGAUUGAGACUAAAACUAAUGCAAAACCAGCAGCACUUCUACAGUAUAGGCCCAUAUUACCUACUGGGACUCAACUCAUUUAAUCCAUUGUCAAUAUAGGCAACAGUUACACAUUGAGUUGACUGAGGAAUAUUCCUCCAACCUCAACCACAGAGGGGUCUCUAAUGCAUCCAUGAGAAUAAUCUUUGGUUCACAUUCUUCUGUUUUUACUUUGAUUGCUGUUCCCACUAUUUGUCACAGGAACUCUUACUUCAUCUCAAACUAUUUGGAAUGUGAAUUUUAGCGAGCCGGUCAUGACAACCAACACAUUACUGUUUGCUAUAAGGCAGGGUUUCAAACUGUCCUCGGACCCCCCCCGGUUUGUUUUCACCUAACGCGACACAGCUGAUUCAAAUGAUCAAGCUUGAUUUGAAUCAGCUGGUGCAAAACAAACCCUGCUAUAAAGUGUUAUACAUUUUUACAGCUAUUGUAAUUUAUCCUGGUGACAAGUGGUUAAAAAAAAAGGUAAUCAGUUUAGAGCCAAGUCAAUUUUGCAUGUCUCAAUUUAGACUAAUGUAGGUUGUAGAGUAUUCUAUUAUACUGUUGUAUUACCAAUCUUAGAAAGGAAACACAUAGGCUAUGUAAAAUGUUUUGGCAGGUUACGAUAAAGAACAAUGGUCGACUCGGGCCUAGAUUCAAACCAUACCACUGAAGAGCGGCAUUUUAAGGUCAUUUCCGAUUGGGCCGACAUGCAACUUUUACCAUGAUUACAGUCUGAGAAACUUGCCUUUAGAAAUUGCACAGGUCUUCAGAAAUAUAGAUUGAAUCUAGUCCUAAGCCUUACAUGGAAACUAAUAUGCAAUGUCACAUGCACCAGCUAACACCUCCCAUUCAUUAGCAGAUCUGAAAUGUUAGUUCUUCUGUGCCUUUUAAUCUAUGCAGCAGAUAAGAGCUCCUGUUUCUCCCUAUUGACAGGGUCUGGAGAUAACUAUUCUGCAUCUUGUAAAUAAGAGGCUACCCCUCACAAUUAUGCUAAGCCAUAGCCACAAAAUAAAUAGCCACUCAGGUAAAUUAAGGCCAUAGCAGGCCCUUGUGAAACCUGAAUGUACUCUGAUGCACAGCAUCCAUUGUGAGGUGUAGGUCUGUGGGAGUGUAGUGCUCAUGUAGAGGGAAACCGGUGUGGUUGUCAUGGCUGUCUGCACUGGAAUAGGAGCCACUGGUUGGCUUUCCUGUACAUAGGAAUUUCUGUUUGUUACACUUCGUUUUGCAGCUAGAUUUUAUGAAUGCCAAAAAGUUUAUUUAUAUAUGUUCCUAAAAGUAUUUUUCCAUUUAAGGCUUGAUUGUCAUUUGUACAGACUGCAAAUAAAAUAUUUUUCUAUAACAGUU